AUGUCAUCUAUACAUAUAAUUUAUAAAACUGGUAAAACUACAGUACCUGUCAUUGCAUCAACUGUAAUGAUGGAGGUAUUAAAAAAAGCUUGCCAAUAUUUUAAAAUUGAUGAUUCACGUUUCCAAUUAAUGUAUGGAUCAACAUAUGUUAAUUUAUCAUUACCAUUUAGAUUAUCAGGUAUACCAAAUUUAAGUAGAGUUACUAUAAUGGAAAAAAAAGGAGCCUCAAUCUCAACAGUAAAGAUUGCAAUUCAAAUGGAUGAUGGUAAAAGAUUUCAAUCAAAUUUUAAAACAAGUUCAACACUUUGGGAUAUUUUAUUAACAUUUGAAACCGAACAAAACUUAUCCUUAACUAAAAGAUUCAAUGAUGUUAAUCAAUACAUUGAACCAGUUGUAACAAUUUUAAAUAGAGAGAUCUCAACAAUUGAAUCACUUCAAAAAUCAUCUUUAGCAUCAAUAAAUGUUAAUGAAGCAUCAUUAAUUAAAUUAACUUUUAAACAAACUGAUAGAACUAAUGAAGAGGUAUUACCAAUUAUUGUAUCAUAUCAAUCACCAUCAACACCAACAGAAUCACCAACAACAACAACAACUACUACUACUACAACUACUACCAAUAAUACAACUAAAGAAGAAUCACCAAAAACAACAAAUUCACCAACCAAUAGCGAAUCCUCAACUAAAUCCCAAAACAGUAGUGGUUCACAACAAUCUCCAAUAAUUAUUUCUCCACCAACACAACAAUCAACAAGUUCUGAUGUUUCAACUCCAACUAUGGACAUUGAUUCACCAUUAGUUAAAAAUGUAGAAAAAUCACCAAUAUCUGAUUUAGGAUUAAACCCAUCAUCUAAUAUUCCAUUACCAGAUAAAACAUAUAAUAAUGAAACUACUACUACCACAACAACAACAUCAAAUAAUGAUGUUCAAGUUUCAACACCACCAAAAAUUGCUACAAUGGAUCAUAAAGAUAGAGAACUUUUAGUUUAUACACCAUCAAAUAAUCAAGUUGAUCCAAAAUCAAUUAGACACAAUGAAAAAAUGACAGAAGAGGAUAUUAAAAGAUUAGUUGAGGCUAAUAAAAGAGUUAAAAAAGAAAAAGAGGAAUUUGAUUCAGUAUUAAGAACUAAAGCAAUGAGAGAAAGAGAAGCCUAUAAAAAACAUAAAAAUUUUAGUACGUCAAUCAUUCGUAUUGUUUUUCCAGGUGGUCAAAAAAUUUUAGAAAUGAAAUUUUUAAUAAGAGAGAAAAUUUCAAAUUUACUCAAAUAUAUUAAUGAAUAUAUUCUAGCUCAACCAAAUGAUUCAGUUUAUUUAUACACAACACCACCAAAUAAAACUUUGGAUUUAAAUACUACAUUUUUAAAAGAAGGUUUAUUCCCAAGAGCAAAAAUAUUUUUAGGUGUUUCACCAGGUACUACACUUAUAUUUAGUGAAUUAGUUAAUGAAUUAAUUGAAGAAUCAAAUAAUAAAAAUAAUAAUAAUAAUAAUAACAAUAAUACAACCACCACCACCACUUCAACAAUUUCCCAAGAAGAAUUAGAUAAACAAGAAGAAGAACAAGAAAGAAUUGAAGAGCAAAUGAAAAUUGAAGAAGAGAAACAAUUAAAGUUAGAGGAUGAACAAGAAAAAGAAAGACAAAGAGCAUUACGUUCAAUGUUUAAUAAUGAAAAAGAAGGUGAUUCUCAAAAACGACCAGUUCCAAAAUGGUUUACAGCUGGAAAAAAAUAA
This is a messenger RNA of Dictyostelium discoideum AX4, 1722 nucleotides long. Its product is annotated as UBX domain-containing protein. The transcript has 4 exons. Lineage: Eukaryota; Evosea; Eumycetozoa; Dictyosteliales; Dictyosteliaceae. The record is from RefSeq and is a predicted model, not a curated record. The coding region runs from base 1 to 1722 and encodes 573 amino acids.